Molecule: messenger RNA, 967 nt
Organism: Onychomys torridus (southern grasshopper mouse)
Lineage: Eukaryota; Metazoa; Chordata; Mammalia; Rodentia; Cricetidae
Gene: Pcp4l1
Product: Purkinje cell protein 4 like 1
Exons: 3
Coding region: 256-462 (68 amino acids)
Molecular function (GO): protein binding
Source: RefSeq, a predicted model, not a curated record
AGCUCACUAUAAAGGAUGGGGCCGGUCAGGGCGCGCGGAGCUGCCGACAGGACCUGGUCAGAAGUGGUCCCCUGGGCAGAGCUUCAGCCACAGCGCCCAGGGCAGCGCGAAGCAGUGGCUCGAGGCGCGCACUUUCUCCUCCGAGCCCGCUAGGGCGCCUGCCCCGGAGCCCCGCAACUCUCGGCCACAGUCCACGCACCCCCCGGAGGACCCCUCGCCUCACCUGCGCCUGCCACGCCCCGUCCGGCCGCCGGGAUGAGCGAGCUCAACACAAAAACACCCCCAGCAGCCAACCAAGCAUCUGACCCUGAGGAAAAAGGGAAGGCUGGCAGCAUCAAGAAGGCUGAGGAAGAGGAGGAGAUCGACAUUGACCUGACAGCUCCAGAGACAGAGAAGGCUGCCCUUGCAAUUCAGGGCAAGUUCAGGCGAUUCCAGAAAAGGAAAAAGGAUUCCAGUUCCUGAGUGGCCAGCCUUCCCUUCACCCCUCUACUUCCUCUCCCCGCUCCACAGCUCUGACUCUCAUGUGUCUUGUCCCUUUAUCCCUCCAGCCUCUCCUGGAGGCAAGCUUAACCUUUAUAUAUUCUUUUCUCAGGCUCUCUUAAGCCAUCACAGUAGUAGAGACACAAGGACACAAGAAGACUUCAGUUGGUAGUCACUAGGCUAAGGGUGGAUCAGUCCUUUGCAGAGAACAAAAGGUCUUGAGGUAUGACCCUUCCCUACCGCUAAUGCUAAGGGCAGGAUGGGAAAGCCUUCAGAGUGCAGUGCCUGAGCGUGGGGUCUGGGUAUUGUGCCCGUUGCAGCAUUCAGACUUCAGGGAACACUUUCAGGUCCUUCUGCUGCACCCCUUUCAUCUCCCAGGAGUCAGUCGCGAUGCAGCUGCCCCUUCCCCUGGACAGACAUAAAUCAAGGAGCUUGCAGAGUGUGGUGGUGCAUGCCUUUAGUCCCAGAACUUGGAAGGCAGAGGCAG